AUUAUUUUCAGUGAGUUGAAUUUUGUGCAGAAAUGGAAAUAUUGUGAGGGCAAUUUCGGCAUGAAAAUGGCUGAUACUAUGCCUCUCAUCCAUUAGAUUUGAUCCAAUCGAAUAAAUUUUUUUCACUUUAAUUAACUUUUAAAUUGGAAGCUUUAAAUGAACGGCCGCUGAUAGCAUACAAAGAGAACAGAUGAGAUUGCUCAUUUCUGAAUAGACAAUAGAUUAAAAGAGAGAGAUAGAUAUAUGUUAGCUUCUCAGCUCUAACCUAUUUUAAAAGAGAAAUACUUUGUGUUUUCCUUAAUUACAUCUUUGUAAGUUACUAAUGUGUUGGUACCUAUGGUAUAAAAGUUUAUGGCUCAGAAACACACAUCUAAGUGCCACAUAAAGCUGUCAAUACAUUAGUGACAUAUAAAGAUAACAUGGUGGGGGAUUCUGUCAUUCUGUGACAUUGCUCAUCUUAAAGCAGGCGUGCUUAUAUGGGUAUGUUAACACAACCACAUUAUAUGACUCUUUGUGAGGAAUUCUUAGCAUUUUUCUUUUUAGCCUUAAAUAACAGAAUUUUGUUCACAUAUCUGAGUGUUUUUUAAGUAUUGAGCUUCCAAUUAGUAAUUUAAAUAAUUAUUUGAAAUAGCUAUGCAGUCUAAUAAUAUCACAGAAAUCAUGAAGCACAAUGCAAUGAAUCUAUGAAUUACAUCACCUUAUGCUUUCAUAGGUCUCUAUCGGUGGUGACUAGUUGCAAACAUGUCGCAUGUUCACAUGAUCUUUCACUGUCAAGAUUUUCUUUCAUACUCAUGUUUAUGCAUGAUUGUUGUCAAUAGAAAACCUGAUUAAUAAAAUACAUGCUCCAUCAUUGGGCCCCUUAAUAUUGAAUAUGCUAUUGCUUUGCUAAUGUCUUAGUGGUCAUUAGUUGCUAGACAUAAUCCUAUUGAGGAAUAUGAUAGUGAAUAUUGACAGAUGUUAAAUUGCUGUUGACAGAGUAGGCUUGUUGAAUUUGAUAAAUUCAUCAUAUAAAUGUUAAAAUUUAAUGAACUUUAUUAAUAAAAGUGUCAGCUUUAUUAAUAUCACUGUUAGGAAGUAAAUAGGCAAAAGGAUAAAAAGGAGAGGGGUGAAGGCCAAAAAAAAAAAAGAAAAGAAUAUGGACGAACGAAAAGAGGUGGAAGGGCAUUUAUUGAUGCAUGUCAUGAUGCAUGCUUGUAGACAAAGUACAUAUGCUGUACUGUGGUACAGGAGGGAAUUCAACUGUUAGAUUGUCUAAAAUGAACCUUCUGAAGGGCCAAGAACGAAGAAUUCUCCAAUAUUAGCAAGAGAUACCAAGCUGAGGUGUUUAAGUGGGGAUAUCAUAUUUUCUACACUCGAGGAGGGUAGAAAAUAUAUAUGUGUGUGUGUGUGCAUAGUUGUGUAUUUGUGGCCAAGUAUUGCAGUCCUUGAUUAAUGAAUUAAAGGCUAAGCGACCCACAGGCCAACUACUUGGGAGUGGUUGGAGCAUUAUGGCUUUGUCAAAAGGGGAGGACCAUUGGAUCCAUAUACAUAUCUCUUUGUGGGAGUUGGCAACCGUAUACGGAAGGAGUGUUUGUUGAUAGGUGCUCUAUAUCUGUUUUAUUAACUGUGAUAGAUAAGUAGAUGACUCAUUUAUUAGUUUCCUGUUGAAACCUUCUCGUUUGGCAGGGAAAAUCUUGAGGUUUUUCUAAAGCUUUUAACCUAUCUUCUUAAACCGUAAGGAUUCUAUACCGAGCAUAAGAGAAUAACACCAUAACAAGGUGACGGGUUGGAUUGGAACCUGAAACAACCAAUAUGAAGAGCCAUGCAUUGCCGACUUUAUAUUAGCAUCCGGAGCAGAGAUCAUAUCUCCCGGUUGUCUCCUAACCAAGCAGGCCUUAUUUAAUUGAGGUGCCGACAUCCUAUUGCGAAGGGAAGCCUCAAGAGAUAUUCGAGUUUUGACUAAUAAUAUUUAUUCGGAAAGUUGAAGCUACUUCUUAAGUGGCACCAUUUAGUCAGAGUACAAGCAUAACUCUCUGGGAGUCUAUAUAUAAGCGCUCACAAUGUUUGGAAACAAAAGCAGCUCUAAAGGUCCUGUGGCUGUGGAGAUGGACUUGUGCCUUCUCUUUCUUGCCUUCUCUCUCCUCCUAAGCACAGGUUCUUCUCUUAGCAAUGUUUCCAAUGGUCUCUGCUCCUCCAAACUCAUGGAAGGGCACCACCAUCUGAACAGCUCCGGCGGGCUCCACCUGACCCUCCACCACCCGCAGGGCCCCUGCUCGUCCCCUCCUCCGUCUCCCCUCCCCUUCUCCACCGUCCUCCUCCACGACGCCGCCCGCGCCCGCUCCUUCCUCCGCCCGCGCCGCUCCGCCGCCUCCGCCGCGUCGUCCCCGCUCACCCCGGGCGCCUCCCUCGGCGUGGGCAACUACGUCGCCCGCAUCGGCCUGGGCUCCCCUGCUACAUCCUACUCCAUGGUGGUGGACACGGGGUCCUCCCUCACUUGGCUCCAGUGCUCCCCCUGCGUCGUCUCCUGCCACCCGCAACUCGGCCCCGUCUUCGACCCCGCCGCCUCCGCCACCUACCGCCGGGUCCCCUGCUCCGCCUCCCAAUGCUCCGCCCUCCGCUCCGCCUGCAUCUACCAAGCCACCUACGGCGACAGCUCCUUCUCCCUCGGCCUCCUCAGCGCCGACACCCUCUCCCUCGCCCGCCGAACCUUCCCCGGCUUCGUCUACGGCUGCGGCCAGGACAACGAGGGCCUCUUUGGCCGCUCCGCCGGGCUCAUCGGCCUCGCGCGCAACAACCUCUCCAUGCUCUACCAGGUCGCGCCGAAGCUGGGCUCUCUCUCCUUCUCCUACUGCCUCCCCACGCCCAAGUCCACGGGCUUCCUAUCCCUCGGCCCCUACGCCGACGUCGCCGCCUCGCGCGUCUCCUACACCCCGAUGGCGCCGAGCGACCUCGACCCCACGCUCUACUUCGUGCGCCUGGCGCGCGUCGCGGUGGCGGGGACGCCGCUCGACCUCGCGCCGGAGGAGUACGCGGCGCUCCCCACGAUCCUGGACACCGGCACGGUGAUCACGCGGCUGCCGAGGGGCGCCUACGCCGCGCUGAGCAAGGCGGUGGCGGCCGCCCUGAAGGGCCGCGCGCGCCCGGCGCCGGCGUACGCGAUACUCGACACGUGCUUCAGGGGGCGGGCGGGGGCGCUGGGGGUGCCGGAGGUCGAGCUGGCCUUCGAGGGCGGGGCGACGAUGAGGCUGCCGGCGGAGAACGUGAUGGUGGACGUCGACAGCCGGACGACCUGCCUGGCCUUCGCGCCGGCCAGCAGGGUGGCGAUCAUCGGGAAUCGCCUGCAGCAGACCUUCCGCCUGGUCUUCGACGUCGCCAGGUCGAGGAUCGGCUUCGCCGCCGCCGGGUGUGGGUGAGACUCGCUGUGCUACUCCGCAAUCAUGCAUCACACGCAUCAUGCGUCAUGCAUGGGAGGUAUAUAUAUAUAUAUAUAUAUAUAAAAGGUGAAUUUAGUUUAACGAACAUUAUUAUAUAUUAUUGUC
Molecule: messenger RNA, 3518 nt
Organism: Ananas comosus (pineapple)
Lineage: Eukaryota; Viridiplantae; Streptophyta; Magnoliopsida; Poales; Bromeliaceae
Product: aspartyl protease family protein 2-like
Exons: 3
Coding region: 2040-3392 (450 amino acids)
Biological process (GO): proteolysis
Molecular function (GO): aspartic-type endopeptidase activity
Source: RefSeq, a predicted model, not a curated record